Salvia hispanica is the source of this 970-nucleotide messenger RNA. RefSeq names its product Acid phosphatase/vanadium-dependent haloperoxidase-related protein. Lineage: Eukaryota; Viridiplantae; Streptophyta; Magnoliopsida; Lamiales; Lamiaceae. The record is from RefSeq and is a predicted model, not a curated record.
UCGUUGAAUAUGAAAGCCAGCUCUUAUAAAAAAGAAAACUUGCACCAAAUUCAUCAUUCAAUUAUGCUACUCCAAUUUCUCAAUUUCGGCGGCGGCGGCGGCCUCCGCUUCCCCAACCUCCCAAACCCCAAAAAUGCCCCCUCCGCCAAAACAACUCCCAUCUCCUCCUCCCCAUCUUCAAUCCGCUGCGUCUCUCAACUCACCGGCAACGGCCUCCCCGCCCACGACAUCGCCGCUAUUUUGCACAACAAAGUUCUUGUAUCAGCAGUUGCCUCUGCAGCAGUUGGGCAGCUCCUCAAACCGUUUGCUUCCACCGUUUUGUACGGCAAGAAAUUUGAUUUGAAGACUGCUUUAUCAUCUGGAGGAUUCCCUUCUACACAUUCUUCUUCUGUUGUGGCGACGGCAACUUGUCUUGGCAUGGAGAGAGGCUUUAAGGAUGCACUUUUUGGUUUAGCUGUGAUUUAUGCUGGCCUUAUAAUGUAUGAUGCACAGGGAGUUAGAAGGGAAGUUGGAUCUCAUGCUAAACUGCUGAACAAAGUGGUGCCAAGAAGCAGAUUCUACACGCCUUCCUCUACAGACGAUGCAGAUGGUGUAAUAAAUUCAUAUUCCAGAGACUCAUCUCCAGACUUAGAGAUCACUGAUCCUGUUCUGUCAGAGGAGUAUACCUCGUUGCAGAAAAAGCAAACGAGUUCUCUGUUGCUCGAGCCUGACAAGCGGAGGCGUGUAAGACCCUCGGGUGUAGUACCUGAUGGGGAAUCGGAAAUUGUAGCAUCUUUGUUGAAGGAAUCGGUCGGCCAUACAGAGGUUGAAGUUGCUGCCGGAGCCUUUGUAGGUUUGGUAGUGAGCUUAGUAGUGUGCUCCUACUUAUAGUACUUGUUGGUUUAAGUUACACCAUUCAUGUACCAAUAACAUACAUACAUAUGUUACAUUUAUCUCAAUAAAAUGCUAUGCUCUUCUUAUUGUAUGGAAA